UUGAGUUUUAAUUUUGUUCAAAUUUUUUUUUGAUUGUUUACAAUUAACUCUCUUAAUGGACAUUUUUUGGAUAAUCAAACCAUUUUUUUCACUUGAUUUCAUUUUAAUCUAUUUAAUUGUUACAGUUAAAUUUUCCCAGUCAUUAGAUGAUUAUGGUGACAGUCCAGAGAUAAUUAAAUCUCGAGGAUUUAAUUGUGAAAUUCACAAGAUUGUUACAAGUGAUGGUUAUAUACUAACCAUGUUUAGGAUUGUUAACCCGUUAAUUGUUAAACAACAGCAAUUAAGAAAACCACCAAAUCGAUUGGUAAAUAAUUACAAGCCUAUUAUACUUCAAAGUGGAUUAGGUGGCUCAUCUGAUGAUUAUAUUUUCAGUUCACCUGAUGGUCAAGUUGAUGAAUCUUUGUUAAAUAAUCCAAAUGUUGACCAGUUAAUUAACUAUUACAAUGGUACUGGUCGCAAUUUAGGUUUUCUACUCGCAAAUCUUGGUUAUGAUGUUUGGUUAACUAAUUUUCGAGCUAAUUAUUACUCUCGGAAUCAUACAACUUUAGAUCCUGAUUCAACAGAGUUUUGGACAACAGGUCUUGAUGAAAUGGCCACGAUCGAUUUACCAACUACAAUUGAUUAUAUUUUGAAUUCAACUAAAAGAAAGACUGUUGGAUAUAUUGGAUUGUCUCGAGGAUGUGCUGUCAUGUUUGCUCUUUUAUCAGAGAGACUUGAAUACACGGAGAAAGUUAAACCAUUCAUCGCAAUGGCUCCAGCGGUUUUCGUUGGUCGUUGGUCAGUUAGUUUGUUUAAAGCGAUUCUUGUAAAUGUGAACAGUUUAUUACGAUCGCUGGCACGCAAGAGCCCAGUCGAGUGUUUUGGUCGAGGGUUUCCAAAGAAAAUGCAUCAAUUAUGCCACAAUUCAGAGUUUAAUCCAUUCUGUUCAAUUGGUCAACAUUAUUUAUCCUUUUUACUUGGUGAUCAUACAAAUCUAACUCGUAUGGGAAUUUAUUUUACUCACUUUCCCGCUGGGUCACCAUGUCUUGAUUAUAUUCAUUACUUUCAAAUUGGACUAAGUGGUCGAUUUCAUAAACUUGAUUAUGGUGAAAAGGAAAAUUAUCUCCGGUAUAAUCAAUCUAGUCCACCAGAUUAUCCAUUGGAAAAGAUUAGAUCAAAGGACAUUUACAUAUUCAAUUCGAAAGGAGAUAAACUCGUAACUCCAAAUAAUGUGGUGAAAUUGGUGGAUAAACUGAAAGUCAAGCCGAAAGAAUGGAAAGUAAUCAAUAGAUUGGAUUUUGACCACUUAGACUUCGUCUUUUCAUUGGAAAUUGGCGUUGAAGUUAAUCGAGAUAUAGUUCGUAUUUUGUCCUAUUAUUGACGAUCAGAUCAAGUUCGAAGUACUAACAGUCUAUAAAUAGUCUAUGUUAAAAAAAUCGAAUCUCAAACACCAAAGAUUUCGCCAAAAUGUUCAUCAUGAUUAGUGAGCUAUUUAAGACCAUGUAAUCAAUAGA
Messenger RNA from Panonychus citri (citrus red mite), 1493 nucleotides. RefSeq names its product gastric triacylglycerol lipase-like. NCBI's taxonomy places the organism in Eukaryota, Metazoa, Arthropoda, Arachnida, Trombidiformes, Tetranychidae. Gene Ontology annotation, molecular function: hydrolase activity, acting on ester bonds. The record is from RefSeq and is a predicted model, not a curated record. The transcript is spliced from 4 exons. The coding region runs from base 56 to 1360 and encodes 434 amino acids. Gene Ontology annotation, biological process: lipid metabolic process.